Molecule: messenger RNA, 675 nt
Organism: Capsella rubella
Lineage: Eukaryota; Viridiplantae; Streptophyta; Magnoliopsida; Brassicales; Brassicaceae
Product: UPF0540 protein At1g62000
Exons: 1
Coding region: 60-488 (142 amino acids)
Source: RefSeq, a predicted model, not a curated record
CAACACAACUCACCAGAAAUAUAUACAAUUCAAUCUAAAAGAUAAAUCAAAACCAAAAGAUGAAUACCAUAAAGUUUGCUGUGCUUCUCGUGAUUGGCGCUUUGUGUGUUAAUGUCAGCGCAAGGGCGGUGUCCAAAGAGUCCAAAUUAGGAACCUCUACUCCCAAAACUGCUACAAAAGGCAUUGGAGCUGAGCUUUCUGCUCAGGCGGGAACUACAAGCUACUCAGUGUCCAGUGGAUAUGUUAGCGUAACUAGGAGCCGCAAAGGUCCUAACGCCUUUGCAGAUGGAAGUGGCUCCACAGGUACCAGCGGAAAUGUCUCUGCAGAUCGUCCCAAGUCAGAGGUUUCUUCUUCCAGUGGUUCGAACGCUCAAGGCGGUGCAGCAGGUGCAGCCGAUCGUAGAGGUGCUGCUGCAGGUGGAAAUGGUUCAGCAGCUUCCGGUUCCACUGCCAAGGGACGCACAUCUGGCAAAGGAAAAAAGAAUUGAGCUGUGAGGUGAUCAUGCUUAUGGCUCAAACCUAUUCUAUAUAUAUAUAUCACAAACUCACAAUCUCUCUUGUAUUCAUAAAUAAAACAGAGAGAUUGUUACCUUUAAUUAUUAUGAAAUGUUACUCUUUCUGUGUAAUGUCUAUGUUACAAACAAGACAAAUGCAAUAAAUUACGACCUUAUAAUC